AUGUCCCCUCACCUGUCUCCGCCGCCGGCGGUCACCGUGCGCCAAGUCCUGUCGAACGCAGCAAAGCGCCAGGUCACGCUGACGCAAGUUUUCACAUACCCCGACUCGACAAGCACGGCUAUAGUAACCCUUGAUCGCAGUGGUGCCGCGACCGAUACUCCGACCCCACCGAGCGGGAGCGCCGGUACCGCCUCGUCCGACGGCCUCGGAUCGCAGCAGAUCGGGAUCCUCGUGGGGUGUCUUGUCGGAGCCUUCGUACUCGGGAUCCUUCUCUGGUGUUGCUGCGCCAGGCGAUGCAGGUCCGCGCGGAGUUCCGCCUACGAGGAUAGGAGGAGGAAGUCUCGCUACCCUCCGUACGACGCCGCCGGCGUUACCAAGCCGGAGCAGACCUACUGGCCGUAUGAAUUUCCCCAGUCGAUACCUCCGCCGGUCGUACCCAACUAUGUUGCCGUGGACCCGAACCCCAGAUGGACGGCGUAUCAAGAAACAGGCCGUUCCGACCGAUAUUAUUACUACGGCAGGUGA
Molecule: messenger RNA, 525 nt
Organism: Durotheca rogersii
Lineage: Eukaryota; Fungi; Ascomycota; Sordariomycetes; Xylariales; Xylariaceae
Exons: 1
Coding region: 1-525 (174 amino acids)
Source: RefSeq, a predicted model, not a curated record